AUGUCGAAUACAACAGUUUUGACCGACCCAGCCCCAGAUUGGCUUAAUAAGGGUGACCAAGCAUGGCAGCUAACAGCGGGUACAUUGGUGGCACUUCAAUCUAUCCCGGGCCUUGCAAUUCUCUACGCAGGUUUCGUGAAGAAGAAAUGGGCCAUCAACUCCGCCUUUAUGGUGUUCUAUGCAUUCUCCGCCACGCUUGUCUGUUGGGUUAUAUGGGCAUACAAAAUGGCGUUUGGUGAGCAGUGGGGGAAAUUUCCUCUACUCGGAACACCUGGGCCCGUUUUGACCAUGGAACAAAAUCUGGCCCAAGCCACUUUACCCGCUGCCGGGAUCUCUACCAAUUUCAAUUUGUCGACAAUGAUCUACUUCCAGUUUGUUUUUGCUGCUAUUACAGUUAUCAUCCUGGGUGGAUCUCUGCUCGGUCGUAUCAAUCUUCUGGCUUGGAUGGUGUUUGUGCCAUUGUGGAUCACCCUGAGUUAUACAGUCGGGGCAUUCAGUCUUUGGGGUGGAGGCUUUCUGUCUCAAAUGGGCGUGUUGGAUUAUUCAGGUGGAUAUGUCAUUCAUCUAAGCUCGGGCACUGCAGGAUUCACUGCUGCAUAUUGGCUAGGCCCUCGAUUGAAACGCGACAGAGACUCUUUCUAUCCAAACAAUGUUCUUCUCAUGUUAGUUGGCGCGGGUAUACUUUGGGUCUGUUGGAAUGGGUUCAACGGAGGUGACCCGUACGCUGCAAGCCCCGAUGCAGGCGUUGCCGUUCUAAACACAAAUAUCUGCACGGCCAUGAGCCUUCUUGUGUGGACUACUCUGGACUUUGUCUUUUUCAAGAAGCCAUCCGUCAUUGGUGCUGUCCAAGGAGAGAUCACGGGUCUUGUCGCAAUUACCCCCGCUGCUGGUUUUGUUACCGGCUGGGGUGCCAUCAUCAUUGGUGCCUGCUCAGGCUCGAUUCCGUGGAUAUCAAUGAAUGUCCUCGGGAGAAUGGAAUGGAUGAAGAAGGUUGAUGACGUUAUGGGCGUGGUCCAUACCCACAUGGUUGCUGGCUUCCUCGGAGGCUUUCUCACUGGUAUAUUUGCGACAAUCGACGGAUGUGCUGCCUUCGGACUCAAAAACCCCGGAGGUGCGAUUGAAGGUAACGGAAAACAAGUCUGGUUACAGAUUGUUGGCGCACUAUUCAUUAUCGGCCUGAACUUAUUCAUGACCUCUCUUAUCUGCGUCUUUAUCAAGUACGUCUUGCGCAUACCAUUGCGCUUGAACGAACAGCAACUUCUGGUUGGGGACGAUGCCGUUCAUGGUGAAGAGGCCUAUGCAUUGUUCUUCGAGGGCGAACGAAGUCAUAUCAGUCUCCACACGACGGGAUUCGAGAGUGGACAUAUUGUCGAUACCAAUCAUCUGGGAAACCACGAAGGUGGAAGUGGUCAAGAAAGCCCUUCGGGAUCCGGUGCUGCAAAGAUGGCGGCAAAGUGUUGA
Molecule: messenger RNA, 1461 nt
Organism: Penicillium cataractarum
Lineage: Eukaryota; Fungi; Ascomycota; Eurotiomycetes; Eurotiales; Aspergillaceae
Product: ammonium transporter
Exons: 7
Coding region: 1-1461 (486 amino acids)
Biological process (GO): ammonium transmembrane transport
Cellular component (GO): plasma membrane
Molecular function (GO): ammonium channel activity
Source: RefSeq, a predicted model, not a curated record